CACAAAGGAAUUCUUAAUAUGCCACAUUAUAUAUCACCCCUCUCCCCCGUAAGAACCAUUGGUACAAUCUGCACACAAGCGAGCAUUCCAGCAGUUAUCAAUAAGACCUUUGUACUUACGUGUAAUGGCUUCAGAAGGGGUAGCAUCACCGUUACAAGGGAAAGGCCCGACAUCCACCACCGAUGACCAAGAUACAUGCAUAUGCUGUUGCAACUUCAAGCGUCAUUAUAAGCAGUUCAAGGACCAGUUGUACGCUCAGGAAUUCAGCGAUUUGGACGUGCUGUUCGUCCUUUUUGCCGUGGCAACUUUUAUUGCUGACAUCGGCACAGACCUCGGCCUUGCCUUGACGUAUUUCACCGAAGCGGAGUACUGGUGGUUUGCCUUGACGCUGUCCUUCAUACUUCUGCCGUCCUUGGUUCUCCAACUCUUCAGCCUGCGGUGGUUGUGUCAAGAUAGGAAACCAACAGCGAAGAAAAGGCAGACAUGGCUUAGUUGGAUAGCAAGAUGUACGCUUCAUUUUCUUCAGCUAGGAACGGUUGUGAGAUGUCUGGAAGCCAUGAGGAUCGGCCACAGAAGCAGGACCAGUCGAGACCACGCCCUACGGUCCUGGUAUUACCUGGCCUGGAUAGCGGAGUGGACAGACAUCUGUCUGCUCAGGAUGUUUGAGGCUUUCCUGGAAUCAGCGCCACAGUUGGUACUACAGCUCUACAUCAUGCAAGUCAAGGGAGAAGCCGACAGACAAACAGUGAUAUCCUGCUGUAUCUCCAUCACUUCCCUGGCCUCGUCGCUCAUCUCAUACCACAGGUCUUUACGUGAUGCGCUCCCAAACGCGAAGGUCAUGAACUAUACAGGCGUCACCCUCUGGUUUCUAUGGCGACUCCUGACGGUCUCCGCGCGUAUUCUUGCCAUCGCCGUUUUCGCGCACCAGUUCACGUGGUGGACAUUUGUCGGCCUGGGGUCGCAUUUUCUUCUCAUGUUCGUCUGGCUGAUAUUUCAGAAGACAAAGUUCUAUGGUGGAGAGAGAAGGGCCGAAGAAGUUGGUUUUGACUUCAUCAUCGCGUUUUUGUAUAUAUUCUGUUGGUUGAACAUGAAAGAAAGUCGAUCCCGAUACAGGGCCCUGUUCUACUACUUGGUAGUCUACGCGGAAAACGUCACAUUUGUCGGCUUGUGGUACUGGAAAAUUAUUUUAGAAGUUGGAUCUUUCUAUGCCGAAUUGGUCCUACUUUGGGUCAUGUUUGGGUUUCUGGGAGGAAUUGGCUUCAUGGUCAUGUACUACUUGCUCUGUCACCCCAAAGAUAUUCCGUUAUACGUGCCACCGUGCAGUGCUGAAGCAAAACGUCAGGGGUCGUCACUGCAUGUGGAUAUUCAAGACGGACUUGACCAGGAAGAGCAGGCGACCAAAACCCCCUGCAUUGAGGAUAUUCGACAGAUGGGAAAUGCAACGGUUCCGGGUCAUAAACGACAUGUCCUCAGUCUGGGCUUCGCGUAUCGCUGGAGGGCUACAGAAGAGGACAACACCAAUGUCAUAGACGCAUCAGAAAGCAGUAUGUAAAAUGGAAGCCUCCAUGUGCCAGCCUUAAUAUCCCAUUAGGUUAUAUUCAGGCAAUUGAGGUCUACAAAAGGGUAACAAAGCGAUGAAUUUGAAUAGUUAACGUUGAGUCUACCUCAUUACUACUAGUAGUAACACCAACAUCGACAUAUGGCUAACACUACUAUAGACAGUAGACAAGUUAAGAUACAAACUCCUCCCAUUGUACUGUAAAGACUGGUUGGCAUGUUCUGCAUGUCUUUCAUUCUUACCAAUAAGUUGGGUAGAGAUCAAAAUGUCUCCAGUCGGGCUGUUGUAACAUAUUAAUUUUGUAAAGCAUCUUUUGAUUUUCUUCUUGCGGUAAUUUUCUUAUUGGAUGGUCAUGGAUAGGGCUGGGUAUCGGUACAGUGUACCGGUACAAAACCGGUUUUUCUUAUUGGACCGGUCCAGAAAAAGCGGACCUGAAAAAAUUAG
Branchiostoma floridae (Florida lancelet) is the source of this 2002-nucleotide messenger RNA. Its product is annotated as XK-related protein 6-like. The record is from RefSeq and is a predicted model, not a curated record. Gene Ontology annotation, biological process: engulfment of apoptotic cell; phosphatidylserine exposure on apoptotic cell surface; apoptotic process involved in development. The coding region runs from base 125 to 1552 and encodes 475 amino acids. NCBI's taxonomy places the organism in Eukaryota, Metazoa, Chordata, Leptocardii, Amphioxiformes, Branchiostomatidae. The transcript has 3 exons. Gene Ontology annotation, cellular component: plasma membrane.